Messenger RNA from Aquila chrysaetos chrysaetos, 2494 nucleotides. Its product is annotated as guanylin-like. The record is from RefSeq and is a predicted model, not a curated record. Lineage: Eukaryota; Metazoa; Chordata; Aves; Accipitriformes; Accipitridae. The transcript is spliced from 7 exons. Gene Ontology annotation, cellular component: extracellular region. Gene Ontology annotation, molecular function: guanylate cyclase activator activity. Bases 1079 to 1606 code for a protein of 175 amino acids.
CUGGAGUUGGACUUAAUGCUGAUUGGCUGAUAUAAUGGGCUCUGUAAAACAUGAGAGAGAACCCUACUUUUUUGCUGUUGUUUUCUAACACUCUCUGAACUUUGGUAAGCAAAAGGAAGAGUGGUUGAAAGAGCCUGUUCUUGAGUAACGUGUUCCUGUAGUGUGCCCAUAUUUGUAUGGUGAAGGUUUCCUACCUGUAGUAUGAUUUUGCUGGGCUGUGAGGCUGUAUUGGAGUAGCAAAGGUGAGAAGUAUCAUCUUUAAAGGUAAUGAAGCUGUAGCAAAGCAAGCAGGAAAAUCUAGUUUCUUCCUAGAAUGCUGCCUGACAAAAAUAGUAGCAAGUAAAGGCACUUGCAAUUAGCUUUUUUAUGCAGUCUUCAUAGGGAGCUUGUGGUAUUGAUUGUUUUCUGGGAAGCAAGGCAGCAGUGAGGAAAACUUGCGCUUGCCUAAACGGCUUCUUUGCUGUAGGCAGGGUUUGAGCAUUUGCACUAGAACAGGUCUUUACUACAGUUUGCAAACACAGAAAGUGAGCUGUCUGUAAGGAAGGUUUCAGUAGAAGUAAGGCCCAAUUUGCUAAAUUGGGUCUUUUGUAUAUGAUGCAAAUAACAAUGGCUUGGCAGUGUUUACAUCUCAAGUGCCCGACUGUUGUGUUAAUGCAGGCUGUAAGGGUGUUUUCAGGGGUACUUCUGGACUGCAGGUCACGUGCCUGAGUGGUACUAAGUCCCAGGAUGAGCCAGCUCCUGCCAACAGUUUGAGCUAAGAGGAUAUGACAGAACGGAAACCAUCUCUGUUGUGGACCCCAAACGUCAGAGAUGCGGAUACGUUGCUGACGUGCCCCCAGCCCAGAGAUGCGGGAAGUUUUGCCAACAGUCUGCUGCGAUCAGAACCUUCUGGAGGAAAGCUGUUUGCCUCGUGACCUCAUGAAGAAAAUCCAAGAGCAGAAGGAAGAACUGGGCCUGAUGGUGGACCUGACAUCCAGAACCCACUAAUAUGGGCCAGAGGCAUUAGUGAGGGAAUGGCUUUGCCACAAAGGGUCUUACUUCCUCUGGAGAAGAUUUGCAUGGCCUGGCAACAGACACAAUGUUGGAGCGGGCCUAUACAACAUGCUUUCUCAAUGUCAUCCUGCAGUGCUGGAUGUGCACACUCCUGCUGGCCAACUACCUGCUCUCUCAUGAGCACAGCCAGUCCUGCUUGGAGCAAGGCUUCUGCAUGAUGUGUACAGUGGAAAUGUACCUUGAGGAGGUCCUAUCCCACUCCAGCAGUGCCAUCAAACCUACACCUGUCGUCAGUGAGCUUCCAUUCCUUGCAGUCCUUUUACUGGUGCACAGCUCUCAGGCAGUCUACGUUCAGGAUGGAGACUUGAAAUUCUCCCUUGAGUCGGUAAAGAAGCUAAAGGAGCUUAUGAAUGAGAACAGACACAUUAACCCUCGCAUGGUGGUUUCAAUGGCUAGCUAUUCUCCAUGUGAUGAAAAAGAUCUCCCUGAGGAGUUCCAAUCUGUGUGCAAAAGAGAAGAUGCAUCUAUGAUUUUUGAGAGGCUGAACCUGGCUGUCCAAGAAGCUGAUUUGUGUGAAAUCUGUGCCAAUGCUGCCUGCGCUGGUUGCUUUUGAAUAAAGAUGAAACAAUCCAAAGAAGAUGUGUCAAGUCAGGAAGUUUGUGCAUUCCUACUGCAAGAUCACAUACUUUCACAAAUCAAUAUUUGGGCUCCAUCUCCACCACAGUAAAACUGGAGCUGCUAGCUCGUAUAGACAUGCCAGGGGUAGUCCUGAAGUAGUCAGAUCAGGUGCCACCAGCAGUGCAGUUAGGGCAACAAGGAGACUGUAAACCUCAUCUGAGAGGUUUCAGUUCUGCAUGAGUUGUGUCACACUGGAACAAAAAUGUCCUGGGCACAGGUUCAUUUUCCACUAUUAUGUCUGGAUUGGAACAUGAUGGGUGAAACUGAGCAGUCUCCUGCAGUCUUUUUAAUAUCUAAAUCUGCCUGUGAUUUGGACUCCCCUACACAUAACACCCCACAGCAUUGGGUUAUCUUUUCCAGCCCAUGCUUUCCAGUGUUUUGGAUAACUAUCUCACUUCCUGUAGGUCUGCAUGUGUCAUGUGUAUGUAACAGAAUUGCAGCAGGUAACUUGGGCACAAGUUCCUGGUGUUUAGCAACACUUUCAUAACCAGAAAUUUCUCAGCCUGUUACUUGUACUAAUUGUUGCCAAUUUAGGGAAUGGAUGCAGAGGAGCACAGGAACACUUUCUACAUAGUUGUAUGGAAGCUCCCUUCUUUUGGCAGAUUUUCAUGUUCGUUAAGCUCUAUUUAGGAGAAAGGAAGUCCAAACUGCAAUGCUGGAAUCACUUUGAAAUUAAAAUAUUGCCUUGUGUUUUUAUUUAUUGGUGGCAAGAUAGUGAAGAAAGGAUCUGCCCAUGUUUAUAUGCUAUGUAUGAAAUAAAAGCUAGUAAUAACUUGGCAUUUUGGUUUAUGGUUUUGCUGGGUUUUGAGCUGAGUUCUUUUUG